Messenger RNA from Diospyros lotus (date-plum), 937 nucleotides. Its product is annotated as non-classical arabinogalactan protein 30-like. The transcript has a single exon. The record is from RefSeq and is a predicted model, not a curated record. Lineage: Eukaryota; Viridiplantae; Streptophyta; Magnoliopsida; Ericales; Ebenaceae. Bases 147 to 767 code for a protein of 206 amino acids.
AGCAGCAGAAUAUUUAUUAUUAUAUAAUACAAUUUUUGUUAUAAAUACCUACCAAGUUCUCUGCAAGAAUCCAUCAACUCCUCAUCUCUCUCCCACGUAGACAGACAGCCUGAUCUGAUUGAUAAUAAUCUACUCUCCGUAGACAGAUGGCAAGCAGCAGCAGCCAGCAGCAGCAGAAGAUGAUGAUGAUCAAGAAGCUGCUCAUUGUCUGUCUGCUCCUCUUCCCGUUGGUCGUAGCAGCAGCCGGAGAAGAAGGAUACAAGGAAGAACAUAAUGCGCCCCCAAAGACCACUAACAAGAAGAGGAAGAAUGUAAUUAGAAAUGCAGUAAAUGUAGUUGUGGAAGGCGUGGUGUAUUGCCAGAGCUGCGAGCGCUACGGUACCUGGUCUCUGUCUGGAGCUCAUCCCAUCCCUGCUGCUACCAUCAGUGUGAUCUGCAAAGACUACAGAAACCGGGUUAGCUACUACAAGGCUUUCAAAACCGAUCAAAAUGGUUAUUUCUAUGCUCUACUCCAAGGCUUCAAGAUGUCCCCUUCCUAUUCCUUGCUAGAUCACCCCCUCACUUCCUGCAAAGUCAAACUCGUUUCGUCCCCCCUCCAAACCUGCAACCUCCUUUCCAAUCUCAACUAUGGGAUCAACGGUUCCCCGCUGCGCUAUGAGAGCAAGAAAUUUAUUGCCAGAAAUAAUUACAAUGCCGUCGUCGUCUAUUCUGCAGGUCCCUUGGCGUUCCGCCCAGCUCACUGCACUCCCACCACCACUCUCCCCUGAAGAUCUAAUUGCAUAAGCAUAUGCAUGCAUUUUCUUGUUUUUUUACUUUCUGGGCUGUAACGCCAUAAUUCAUCUUCACUGUUGCCCAUCCGUAUGGCUCUUCAUGAGUUUGAUGCUUCAUUUGUUGUCUACUCAGUUGUUCGGGAAGAGAUUGAUAAUUAUUCAUUUAA